Molecule: messenger RNA, 897 nt
Organism: Penicillium angulare
Lineage: Eukaryota; Fungi; Ascomycota; Eurotiomycetes; Eurotiales; Aspergillaceae
Exons: 1
Coding region: 1-897 (298 amino acids)
Biological process (GO): DNA integration; DNA transposition
Molecular function (GO): DNA binding
Source: RefSeq, a predicted model, not a curated record
AUGCCUCCAAACCGUGUGCGUCAGCUGCCUCGACAGCCAUCUUCUACGCCAUACCGCGCACCCUUAAAUCCACCGAGGCGUCGCGGUCCGCAAUUAGACGUGUAUACACGUACUAAAAUUACUACUCUACGCUCAGAGGGUCUCAAAUAUAAAGAAAUUCACGCCCGUCUGCCUCAUAUUCCUUUCGGAACAAUUGCAUCGACUUGUUAUCUCGAAAAUAAGCGAGAAAAUAAUACUACAUCGCCGCGAUCUGGGCGCCCGCGCAAGAUCUCUGAAGAUGAUCGUGAUCGUAUGUUUGAGGCAAUCCAUGGCAAUCCACGUACCAAAAUUGAAGAUCUAAUGGAUGCUUGUGAUCGUCAGGUCCAUCGGCAAUCAAUCUGGCGCCUUCUCAAAGAAGCAAAUAUGCGAAAAUGGCGAUGUAUGCACCGUCCCGAGUUAACUGAUGAAUGGGCUUCAAAACGACUUCAGUGGGCCUUAACCUGGCAAAAUUUAACCCCUGAAGAAUGGAAAUUAAGACUCUACUGGUCUGAUGAAUCAACAGUUGAAAGGGGAAAGGGUGCUCGUCAGGAAUGGACCUUUACAAGACCAAAAUAUCAGGCUGAAACUCGCGAUGUUCAAACUUUCUCGUAUAAAGGAGUUAAACAAAUGUUUUGGGCUGCUUUUUCAGGCUGUGGACGUCGAACUAGCUUAAUUCCACUCUAUCCACCAGUCAAUGAAGAGGGUGAGAUUGUCGGAGGAAUUAAUCGCUGGGUUAUUCUUGAACUAUAUCAAUCAGUUCUUCCAACCUUAAUCAAUAGCAAUGAAAAUGCAGUUUUUAUGCAAGACAAUGCCCCUGUUCAUACGGCAUAUGUUGUUAGAGUCUGGCUAAGAGAUCAAGACUUCGAGGUAAUGGUUUAG